AUGCGGGAGGGCCCAAUUGUCACACCGUUCCUCGGUGCGCUCCAAGCAUGUGUCUCGGUCCUCCUUACAAUGAGCUAUGGAGCCAUGGCUGAGCGGUUUCGACUGGUGAAGGAGAGCUCGAUAAGUGAUAUGGCCGGUCUGGGCGUGAAGCUCUUUCUUCCAGCUUUGAUUGUCGUUCAUCUUGGCGAACAACUGGAAGCGGACAUUGUCCUCAACUAUGUUCCAGUCCUAAUUUGGGCGGCUCUGUACACCUCUGCCUCUAUUGGACUCGCUCACGCAGUAUCACGAGGCCUGGGGCUCCCAGUUUGGGUAACGCCCGCAUGCGCAUUCAACAACACAACCUCGCUGCCAUUGCUCCUCCUGCAAUCUCUAGAAAGCGUGGGGAGCUUGAAACUAAUCAUUCCGGAAGGUGACUCAAUGUCAGGUGCAAUUACUCGCGCUCAGAGCUAUUUCCUCCUUUGUGCUGUUGUCAGCAAGACCAUCGGCUACGCCGUUGGGCCCAAGAUGCUCCAAAACGGCAACAACCAGGACGAAGGAAGAGAUGCACAAGACACUGACGCCGAAGCAGGACAGAGUAAUAACGGCGAUUACGCAGACAACGACGAGGAAGCCAGCGAGGAGACCUCGCUUCUGCCAGAGCGCGUACAGAAGGCCCGGCGCAAGGUCACUGGCAAGUUCAGGCGUGUGGGCCGCUGGGUGUCGUCUUUCUUGCCCGAGCGCGUGAAGCAGGAACUGAUGGCACCGUUUGAGUCACCAUUUGCCGACGUUGCGAUCUUAUGCACUAUCAUCGGUGCCGCCCUUGGUCUCGUCCCUCAGCUGCACAGAGCAUUCUUCAGACCCUACGAGGAAGGCGGCAUCUUCAACGCCUGGCUUACGUCAAGCGUUAAGAAUAUCGGCAAGUUGUUCACCACCUUGCAGAUCUUUGUUGUGGGAGGAAAACUGGGAGCUAGCUUCCAGAGAAUGAAGGCCAGUGGGAAUUCCGGGGAGAUACCUAAAAAAGCAAUCGUGACAAUUUUCCUGGUUCGCCUUGUCAUUUGGCCUGCGAUCAGCAUCUCCCUCAUCUACAUGCUGGCCAAACGAACAGGACUUGUCCGCUACGAUCCAACCUUGUGGUUCAGCUUGAUGAUGAUGCCAGCCGGGCCUCCUGCAUUGGUGAUAUCAGGCUUCGCAGAACUGGCAAAGAUUUCAGAAGCAGAAAAGAUGGCUGUCGCAAAGACUCUGACGGUAAGGAAUUUCUGCAUCUCUAAGGAGACUGAGAAUGCUAAGUAG
Aspergillus fumigatus Af293 is the source of this 1269-nucleotide messenger RNA. RefSeq names its product Auxin Efflux Carrier superfamily. The record is from RefSeq and is a predicted model, not a curated record. NCBI's taxonomy places the organism in Eukaryota, Fungi, Ascomycota, Eurotiomycetes, Eurotiales, Aspergillaceae. Gene Ontology annotation, cellular component: membrane; endoplasmic reticulum. Gene Ontology annotation, biological process: transmembrane transport.